Molecule: messenger RNA, 1032 nt
Organism: Melampsora larici-populina 98AG31
Lineage: Eukaryota; Fungi; Basidiomycota; Pucciniomycetes; Pucciniales; Melampsoraceae
Product: family 79 glycoside hydrolase
Exons: 5
Coding region: 1-1032 (343 amino acids)
Source: RefSeq, a predicted model, not a curated record
AUGUUCAUAAAUACCAUUCUACGUUCAAUAUCCCUCCUUGUAGCAUACCGCACUUGUGCAUUGGCCCAAAGUGAUGAAGAAAUCAAUUUCAAAGCCUCUGCUCCUACUCGAUCAGUCCCGGUGAACUUCACCAACAUAGGGCCCAUUGCAAUCUCGCUUGAGUUCUUUGCAUUUCCCGACUACAUGACAACUGUCCCCAACACAGCGGGGUGUAUACGAAAUCUAGCAGAUGCAAUUGGAACACAAAUACCUGUCAGAAUUGGUGGCACAACUGGAGAUUUUGGAGCCUAUGAUCCAAAUCUAAAAGAAGCAAUCCAUUACACCCUCUCAGCAGCCGAUAAGGGAGUACCCAAAACACUCACCUAUGGGCCCGAAUUCAUUCGUCUUGCAUCUACUUUGCCCGGUCCUGUCACUCUCGGUCUCAAUUGUAAAGCCAAUAACCUUCCAAACUCACUGCUAGCGGCUCAGGAGGCUGUGAAACAAAUCAAGAAUAUUCACGCCCUGGAACUUGGAAAUGAACCAGAGUGUAAGAGCACUCCUGCGCUGAAUCCUGUGGGAAGAAACUCUAUCAUUCAAGCUGGGAAUUAUCUGCAAAAAUUCCGCAUAGCUGAUCUUGCCAAGGCGGAACAAACGUCGGCGGUCUAUGUUAAAAGCUUUGGAGUGCACUCAUAUCCUCAAUUCGCAUGUGGUGGGAAACCCGACCUUCGUUCUUUAAUGAGUCAUUCAUCAAUUGUCGACUAUAUGAAUCACUUCAAGCCUGACAUACAAGCAGCAGCUGAUCUGCAAAAAGAUGUAUAUUUCUCCGAGACGAAUUCGGGUAGGCAAAUUUCAACGAUUUUCACCCGGUCCCAAGCCAUACAUAUGCUUAUUUCCUAUCUCAACCCCCGACUGCUAGUUGCUUGUGGAGGUGCUGGAAUCUCCCCUACAUUUGGAGCUGCACUGUGGACUUUGGACUAUAUAAUCCAAGCCCUCCUUUCUGGAAUCCAAUCUCUCUAUUUUCAUCACGGAACACUUGGAAACAGUGAAUCAUGA